This is a messenger RNA of Nerophis lumbriciformis (worm pipefish), 3429 nucleotides long. The record is from RefSeq and is a predicted model, not a curated record. NCBI's taxonomy places the organism in Eukaryota, Metazoa, Chordata, Actinopteri, Syngnathiformes, Syngnathidae.
AUGCAUCCACAGAGUCUGGCUGAAGAGGAGAUAAAGACGGAGUCGGAUGUGGUAGAAGGGAUGGAUGCACCUGUACGAUCUAAAGCGCCCGAUCCACCGGGGUCAACAGAACGCUCCGUAGCACCAUUGAAGAGGAGAGCAUCGAGUCCCACCCACUCCUCCAAUGGACACUCUCCAUCUGACACCUCCCCCAGUCCGCUCAAGAAAAAGAAAAAGCCUGGAGCCAUGAACUCCAACAAAGACCAGUCAGAGCUAAGACAUGGUCCCUUUUACUAUAUGAAGCAGCCAGCACUCACCACAGACCCUGUUGAUGUUGUACCGCAGGACGGCAGGAAUGACUUCUACUGCUGGUUGUGCCACCGCGAGGGCCAGGUGCUCUGCUGUGAGCUCUGCCCCAGGGUGUACCACGCCAAGUGCCUCAAACUACCAGCUGAGCCUGAGGGCGACUGGUUCUGUCCUGAGUGUGAGAAAAUAACAGUUGCUGAAUGCAUUGAAACACAGAGCAAAGCAAUGACUAUGUUGAAUAUAGACCAACUUUCUUACUUGCUGAAAUUUGCACUCCAAAAGAUUAAACAGCCUGGGACAGAGCCCUUUCAGAAGCCCGUGUCCUUGGAACAGCAUCCUGACUAUGCUGAGUACAUCUUUCACCCCAUGGACUUGUCUACUUUAGAAAAGAACAUAAAGAAGAAAAUGUAUGGUUGCACUGAAGCCUUUCUGGCUGAUAUGAAGUGGAUCUUACACAACUGCAUCAUUUAUAAUGGAGGCAAUCACAAAUUGACAGCAACAGCCAAAGUCAUUGUCAAGAUAUGUGAACAUGAGAUGAACGAGAUUGAAGUAUGCCCUGAGUGCUAUCUGUCUUCCUGCCAAAAAAGGGACAACUGGUUCUGUGAGCCAUGUAGUCAACCUCAUACCCUAGUCUGGGCUAAGCUGAAAGGCUUCCCCUUCUGGCCAGCAAAAGCUCUUCGUGAAAAGGAUGGUCAGGUGGAUGCACGUUUCUUUGGGCAACAUGAUAGAGCUUGGGUCCCCAUCAAUAACUGCUACCUAAUGUCCAAAGAGAUCCCUUUCUCCGUGAAGAAGACAAAAAGCAUUUUCAACAGUGCCAUGCAAGAAAUGGAAGUUUAUGUAGAAAACAUUCGCAAGAAAUUUGGUGUUUUUAAUUAUGCGCCAUUUCGAUCCCCAUACACGCCUAACAACCAGCUUCAAAUGCUACUGGACCCUUCUAACCCGAGCGCUGGGACUGUAAAAACAGAAAAACCUGAUAAACUGCGCUUUAAUUUUGAUUUAACUGCAUCUCCGAAGAUGGUUCUUAGUAAAAGUUCCACACCCAGUGGUAUGAAUCGAAGAGUCUCCAUGACAGACAUACCUCGAUCACCGAUGAGUACUAACUCCUCUGUUCACACGGGGUCUGACGGGGAGCAGGAUACGGAAAAGACCGGUCGAAAUUCUGCCUUUCACUACAGCACAGGAGAGGAAUCCAUGGACUGCAGUGCAUCUCCUGUGUCAGGAAAGGUUGGUCCAGCAGGCAGUUUGACAGGCAGCCCCAAACCACUCAACUCUACCUUAGUGGCCAAGCAAGAAAGGCCUGCAUCCACAGGUGGCAUUCUCAAUCUGAACCUCGAUCGAGUGAAAGCUGAGAUGGAUCUGAGAGAGCUGAGCGAGAGUGUUCAGCAGCAGCAGCAACAACAGCAACAGCCGGGCUCGACUGCUCUUCCCACGCCAAAGAGAGCGAUAAGGAGCCUUGACAAGACUAUAGAAAGCUGCAAGGCUCAGCUCGGAAUAGAUGACAUUUCUGAAGAUGUUUAUAAAGGUGUGGAUCAUAGUGACACAGAAGACUCUGAUAAAUCUGACACUAGUGAUAGCGAAUAUGUCAGUGAAGAGGAACACAAGCCAAAGAGCUCUGCACAGGAAGAAAAGGUCAAAGUAGAUCGAAAGAGGCCCAAAGUAAAAACAGAAGCAGAGAAUAAAGACCCUUCUGGAAGGACUGGGGAAAAAUCCACCCCUGCAACCUUGAUUAAAGAGACACAGAGUAGCGAUGGACAAGAAAAUGCCCUUCAGGAAAAGCCUAGAGUGACCAAUACUCAGUCUCUCACUGACAAGCCGAAGGCGCCGGAGGAAGGGAGAACACUUAAUACAACAUCAAUGGGAGAACAAGACUCUGAUUCUGAAAGAGAGCUUGUGAUUGACCUCGGAGAUGAACACGGAGCGCGUGACUCGAAGAGGUCAAGAAAAGACACGAGUGGCUCUUCUACCAAAACCCCAAAAGAGACUAAUGCUGCCAAAUCGGAUGGUAAAUUAGCCAAUUCUACAACAGCAGUUGCUCCAGCUACUUCUACCCUAAAAGAUGGCUUGCAGACUGCUUCAUCUGCUCCCAAUGCCGUUCCCACUUCCACCUCUGGUCAGCCCAGUGGAGCAUCAACUACCAGCAGCACUACCAGUACGCCCUCCACUCAAUCCUCAUUUACGUCAACCUCACCAGCAGUGAAGAAACAGCGUCCCCUGUUGCCCAAAGAAACAGUCCAGGCUGUACAGCGAGCAGUCGUUUGGAAUCCCACCAAAUUGCAAAAUUCCUCUCAGAAAGGACAUAUACAGAAACAGCAACAAGCAGAGCAGUCAACUGCACAAGGUCAGGGUCAAAUACAAAGUCAGCAUCAGAAUUCUUCAAGUACCCGCUAUCAGACCAGACAAGCGGCUAAAGGUGUUUAUUCAAAAGACUCAACUCAGACUACUUCAGCAUCAAGUAGCUCAUCUUCCUACUUGUCAGGAGACUUGACAAUCUCGACUGCUUCUGCAGAUGCAGCUGCAGAUAUAGCCAGAUACACAAACAAAAUUAUGGACUCAAUUAAAGGAACAAUGACUGAGAUAUACAAUGACCUUUCCAAAAACACUUCAGGAAAUACAAUUGCAGAGAUUCGGCGGCUGAGGAUAGAGAUUGAGAAGCUUCAGUGGUUGCAUCAGCAAGAGUUGUCUGAGAUGAAGCACAAUCUAGAAUUGACAAUGGCAGAGAUGAGACAGAGUCUGGAGCAGGAGCGAGAAAGGCUUGUAGCAGAGGUAAAAAAGCAGAUGGAUUUGGAAAAGCAGCAAGCUGUGGAUGAGACAAAGAAAAAACAGUGGUGCGCCAACUGCAGGAAAGAGGCCAUCUUCUACUGUUGUUGGAAUACCAGUUACUGUGAUUACCCAUGCCAGCAAGCCCACUGGCCAGAACACAUGAAAUCCUGCACACAGUCAGCUUCAGCGUCACAACAGGAACCAGAGGUGGAGCCCAAUCCAGACACUUCAAGCAAACCAACAGGCAAUUCCCCAGUCUCACAAACUUUGACUGCCCCAACAGGCGCAGCGGCCUCCUCUUCUUCCUCAUCCAUUUCAGACAAAGGCAGCUCUCCCACAUUUAUUGAGAAAAGCAAAGACAGUGCUGGGGUUACUGUGACUUGA